Messenger RNA from Prorocentrum cordatum, 303 nucleotides. The record is from the annotation of a GenBank genome assembly. Lineage: Eukaryota; Dinophyceae; Prorocentrales; Prorocentraceae.
AUGCGCGCAAGGAGGAUCGAGCAGGGGUUCGAGCACCCGACGACGCUGUCUGCCUUGAGCAAGCUGGCGCUGCUGCUGGCCAAGGUCGGCAAGCAUCGCGAAGCGGAGCCGAUGAUGCGGCGCUUGCUCGAAUCCUUGGACGGCGCCCUCGGGGCGGACCACGCGCACUCGAUCACGGCGAUGAACAACCUGGCGGUGCUUCUCAAGAAGAUGGGUAAGCUGGAGGAGAGGCCGAGCAGCUCUACCGCAGGUCGCUUGACGCCAGCGAGCGGAGCCUGGGGGCCACGCACCGGGCCACGCUGA